Epinephelus moara (kelp grouper) is the source of this 2252-nucleotide messenger RNA. RefSeq lists its product as uncharacterized. Gene Ontology annotation, cellular component: bicellular tight junction; plasma membrane. Gene Ontology annotation, biological process: cell adhesion; bicellular tight junction assembly. The record is from RefSeq and is a predicted model, not a curated record. Bases 106 to 1380 code for a protein of 424 amino acids. Gene Ontology annotation, molecular function: structural molecule activity. NCBI's taxonomy places the organism in Eukaryota, Metazoa, Chordata, Actinopteri, Perciformes, Serranidae. The transcript has 2 exons.
CUCACUCAAACAUUUACUCUUGGGGAUCUCUCAAGUAAGACUCCACUGACUUCCAGAGACACACACUUUUGGACUUUUUUUGUGCAAGAAGCUUUCUGAGGAAACAUGGUGUCAGCCGGCUUUCAGAUGGUGGGCACUGCCCUGUGCAUUAUUGGAUGGAUUGGGACCAUCGUUGUCUGUGCCCUUCCCCAGUGGAAAGUGACAGCCUUCGUCGGACAGAACAUUGUCACCGCUCAAACCACCUGGGAGGGCAUAUGGAUGAGCUGUGUGGUCCAGAGCACAGGUCAGAUGCAGUGCAAGGUUUAUGACUCAAUGCUGGCCCUUACCCGGGACCUCCAGGCUGCACGCGCCCUCAUCAUCAUCUCCAUCCUGCUUGGAAUCAUCGGCAUCCUCCUCGCAAUUGCAGGAGGCAAAUGCACCAACUGCGUGGAAGACGAGGGCUCCAAAGCUAAAAUCGGCGUGGCAUCUGGUGUGAUCUUCAUCCUUUCUGGUAUUUUGUGCCUCAUCCCUGUGUGCUGGACCGCAAACACCAUCAUUAAUAACUUCUACAACCCGCUGACAGUGGGCUCUCAGAAAAGGGAGAUUGGAGCUGCACUCUUCAUCGGCUGGGGGGCUGCAGGCCUCCUCAUCCUGGGUGGUGCACUCCUCUGUGCCAACUGCCCUCCCAAGGAUAACUACUCUGCCAAGUACUCAGCUGCCCGUUCAACUGCACCCAAGGACUACGUCUGGAACAACGCCGCUGAAAUGGUUUCUCAGGGGAUUCAGCUCAUUGGUAUAUCCAUGGCUUUGAUUGGCUGGUUCUUGGUCAUCGUGGUGUGCGCCUUGCCCAUGUGGAAGGUCACUGCCUUCAUCGGAGCCAACAUCAUCACAGCUCAGACCAUCUGGCAGGGCAUGUGGAUGAACUGUGUGGUGCAGAGUACAGGCCAGAUGCAGUGCAAGGUAUAUGACUCCAUGCUGGCUCUGCCCCAGGACCUGCAGGCCGCUCGCGCCAUGAUCAUCAUCUCCAUCCUCACUGGAAUCUUUGGGGUGGUCGUGUCAAUCGCCGGGGGGAAAUGCACAAACUGCAUCGAGGACGAGCGAUCCAAGUCGAAGGCUUGCAUCCUUGCUGGAGUUUUGUUCAUCGUCUCAGGGUUGCUCUGUCUUAUUCCAGUGUCCUGGUCUGCCAACACCAUCAUUACCAACUUCUAUAACCCACUUGUGGUCGCAGCCCAGAGGUAUGAGUUAGGAGCGGCGCUGUAUAUCGGCUGGACGGCUGCUGCACUGCUGCUCAUGGGAGGGGGGCUACUGUGUUGGAACUGCCCACCCAAACAUGAACACCCCCACUACAUACCCAGAUUCACACCUGUGAAGUCGGCCUCCACGUCAAGACAAUACGUAUAAGAUGGUUAGCGCUUGCCACAUGGACUGUUGAGGUCACAAGAAUCGCAACAGAGAGAAAUAAUAGUUUGCUUCGUAUAUUCACUGGCAAUGUAAAUAUAGCAUGAAAUCGCAGCUUGCCACAAUCCUUUUUAAGGUCGAUUUUGCAAUUAGAGAAUGUGUCAAAGUGACCUUUCUGCCAGUGGAUGUUUUGUCUUUGUGUAACUAAGAGCAUAAAUAAUGACUGUGUGAGUAAAGAUUAUCUUGAAAAGGUCCUAAAAAACAUUCAUUUUAAGUGUCUGAUACAGAUCCCAUUUAAUUGUGCCAUUGGGGCACUGUAAUUGUGCACGCUAGCUCAAUGUCACAAUGAGAUGGAGCAAAGACAUCAUCAAUUUUAUAGCUGUGUUUUUCUUGCCAUGAGGUGUCAAAAUGUUAGCUGUUUAGAAAACACCAAAAAGGAACUUAUGUACAUGUCUCAAACUACAAUGUAAAAAUGUAAGCGCCCUUUAAAAUCUGAAUCUAUGUUGUAUUGUGGCUGGUUGAUGAGAAACUAGGAUUUGAAUCAUGAUUAUUAUUAGUCUCUGUAAAUAUCUGGAUUGUCGUGAGGCUCUCACAGUGUAAUUAUCUUUAUUGUCGUUCAGAUUCUAACAUCUCUGAAAAUAAAGGCAGGAAUGCAGCUGCCUUCAUGUAUAAUUUCUGCUAAAGUAAGUUUUGCAUUGAUUACGUCUGUCUAAAUAACAAAUGGAGUGUCAGCAAUGAGUAAACACCGUGAGUUCAGGAAAAUCUCUGCAUUUCUAUCUGCUCUCCUUUUUAUUUUUACCCAGCCUGCAAAUUCUACAUUUAUAUUUCUGAACCUUGUGAUAUUCUGUUACUGUAAAUAAACUCUAUACUCACUG